Messenger RNA from Cyprinus carpio (common carp), 869 nucleotides. Its product is annotated as E3 ubiquitin/ISG15 ligase TRIM25-like. Gene Ontology annotation, molecular function: zinc ion binding. The record is from RefSeq and is a predicted model, not a curated record. The transcript is spliced from 4 exons. Lineage: Eukaryota; Metazoa; Chordata; Actinopteri; Cypriniformes; Cyprinidae. The annotation marks the transcript as partial.
CUGAAGUGUGGUUGAGCUGUCGUGUGUUUGUGUCUCUGUAUUCAUGCAGUAAAAUGGCAGAAGCCAGAUUUUCUCAGGAUGAGCUGAUGUGUCCAGUGUGUCUGGAUCUCCUGAAGGAUCCAGUGAGCAUCCAGUGUGGACACAGUUACUGUAAGAGCUGUAUUACAGGCUUCUGGGAUCAGGAGGAUCAGAAGAGAGUCUACAGCUGUCCUCAGUGCAGACAGACCUUCAGUCCAAGACCUGCUUUAGCUAGAAACACCAUGCUGACUGAACUUGUGGAGAAAAUGAAGAAGACCAGACUCUCUGCUGACUGUUACGCUGGAGCUGGAGAUGUGCAGUGUGACGUCUGUACUGGAGGAAAAUACAAAGCCAUCAAGUCCUGUCUGGUGUGUCUGAACUCUUACUGUCAGAAUCACCUCGAACAACAUGAGAGUUGGUUUAAAGGAAAGAGACACAAUUUGAUUGAUGCCACUGGACGACUGCAGGAGAUGAUCUGCCAGAAACACGAGAAGCUUCUUGAGGUUUUCUGUCGCACUGAUCAGAAGUGUAUUUGUGUGCUGUGUACGAUGGAUGAACAUAAAAACCAUGACACUGUAUCAGCUGCAGCACAGAGGACAGAGAAACAGAAGCAGCUGAAGGAGACACAGAAGAUGUUCCAGCAGAGAAUCCAGCAGAGAGAGAAAGAUCUUCAGCAGCUAAGAGAGGCUGUGAAGUCUCAUAAGCGCUCUGCACAGACAGCAGUGGAGGACAGUGAGAGGACCUUUACUGAGCUCAUCCGCUCCAUUGAGAGAAGCCGCUCUGAGCUGAUACGACUGAUCAGAGAUCAGGAAAAGACUGCAGUGAGUCGAGCUGAAGAACGACUGGAGCGA